ACCGCCACUCGGGCUGGAGAGAAAACAAAGACGUAGUUUCCGUUUCCACCAGCUCUUCCUCUUCUAGUUCUCGAGGACGCAGUGCCGGCCGGGAGUUCGGCUGUAGCCCUGGUGUGGGAGGCGACAACAGUCAUGGCGAUGUUCGAGCAGAUGAGAGCGAACGUGGGUACAAUCCUGAGAAUCUGGCCACCCUGGAGCGCUAUGUGGAGACACAAGCCAAGGAGAAUGCCUAUGAUCUGGAAGCCAACCUGGCUGUCCUGAAGCUGUACCAGUUCAACCCAGCCUUCUUCCAGACCACAGUCACCGCCCAGAUCCUGCUAAAGGCCCUCACCAACCUGCCCCACACCGACUUCACGCUGUGCAAGUGCAUGAUCGACCAGGCCCAUCAAGAAGAACGGCCCAUCCGGCAGAUUUUGUACCUCGGAGACUUGCUGGAGACAUGCCACUUCCAGGCCUUCUGGCAAGCCCUGGAUGAAAACAUGGACCUCUUGGAAGGUAUAACUGGCUUUGAAGACUCUGUCCGAAAAUUUAUCUGCCAUGUUGUGGGCAUUACUUAUCAGCACAUUGAUCGCUGGCUGCUGGCCGAGAUGCUCGGGGAUCUGACAGACAGCCAGCUAAAGGUGUGGAUGAGCAAGUACGGCUGGAGCACCGAUGAGUCGGGCCAGAUCUUCAUCUGUAGCCAGGAAGAGAGCAUUAAGCCCAAGAAUAUCGUGGAGAAGAUCGACUUUGACAGUGAGUGGUGGCCUGAGGCCUCAGGCUGUAGGCCUUAGGAGGUGCCCUUUGACAGACCAGGGCUGGGGCCCCAAAGGACCCAGGUGUGUCCAGCAUCAUGGCCUCCUCCCAGUAACUUUGCAGGCGUUUAAUAAAGACUUGUUGACUUCUUA
Aethalodelphis obliquidens (Pacific white-sided dolphin) is the source of this 884-nucleotide messenger RNA. It is a transcript of the gene EIF3K, whose product is annotated as eukaryotic translation initiation factor 3 subunit K. Gene Ontology annotation, molecular function: translation initiation factor activity; ribosome binding. Gene Ontology annotation, biological process: regulation of translational initiation. The coding region runs from base 369 to 770 and encodes 133 amino acids. Lineage: Eukaryota; Metazoa; Chordata; Mammalia; Artiodactyla; Delphinidae. Gene Ontology annotation, cellular component: cytoplasm; eukaryotic translation initiation factor 3 complex. The record is from RefSeq and is a predicted model, not a curated record. The transcript is spliced from 8 exons.